Auxenochlorella protothecoides is the source of this 1260-nucleotide messenger RNA. RefSeq lists its product as hypothetical. Lineage: Eukaryota; Viridiplantae; Chlorophyta; Trebouxiophyceae; Chlorellales; Chlorellaceae. The record is from RefSeq and is a predicted model, not a curated record. The transcript has a single exon. Bases 1 to 1260 code for a protein of 419 amino acids.
AUGUGGGGGGUGCCCACCGACAGGCUGGUCGACGGGGGACAUUCGUCCAGGCAAGGGCGCCUCGGCGCCCUCUCUGGCCGACGCCAGAGUGAGCUUCCCCCUCCCCGCGCAUGCCGUUUUCGUUCACUUGGCCUUGCGUGCCUCGAUGGGCAUCUCCUUCUGGAUGGCGGCCUCGAUCUGGUUGACGUAGUCGAUGGCGGCCUGGGUGGAGGUCGGGUGCUGCACCAUGAUCUCGCACACCCAAGUGGGCAUGCCAUCCUCCACGCAGGUGACCUUGGCCCCCGCCUCCACCAGCGGCCGCACGUACAGCACGUCCUUCAUUACGUCGUACUUGUCCAGGAAGCUGACGUCGGCGAGCACGCCCGAGCGCUGCGCGUUCACCGAGAACUCGGCGAGGUGGGUGAGGGGCGCGGGCGCGACGGGGGGCCGGGAAGGGAUGCCCGCGGCCAGCAGCAGCUGCUCCUCCACCAGGUCCACGCCCCAGACCAGGAGGUUCAUGUUCCGCACGGGGCCCCCGCCCAUGCGGCAGUUGACCUCGAUCAGGCGCGGGCCGCGCGAGGUGUACUUGCACUCCACGUGGAACACGCCCAUGUCGAAGCCCAGGGCCUUGACCGAUGCCACGCCCAGCUCCAGCAGCUCGCGCUGCUGCGCGCUGGGCAGGAUGGAGGGCGAGUUGGACCCGGUCUCGUUGAAGUACGGCUCCAGCGUGGGCCAGUUGUCGGUGACCGCGCCGUACACGGCCUGCCCCUCGCUGAACACCACGUCCACGUCCACCUCCGGGCCGUCCAGGUACUCCUCCAUCAUCAGCGUGGUGGUGAAGUUGCCCUCCCCCUCGUCGUCCGACGCCAUCUGCUCCACGAUCCCCGAGUGCACGCGCACGGAGCCCAUCUCGCGCCGCACGCGCGCGUAGGCGCGCAGGAGCGCCUCGUGGUCGUCCACGCGCACAACGCCGAGCGAGGCCGCGCCGUGGAUGGGCUUGAUGACCGCAGGGUAGCCCACCAGCUGGGAAGCGGCGUCCAGCUCGUCCUCGCGCGUGAUCAGGAAGUUGCGCGGCGUCGGCAGCCCCGCCUCGGACAUGCAGCGGCGGGUGGCGUGCUUGUCGCGUGCGGAGUCCACCGCUGCGCUGGAGUUGCCGGGCAGGCCCAGCUUCUCGAUCAGCCGCGCCACCAGCGGCUGGGCCAUCUCCGAGAAGGACACCACGCCGUCCAGCUCGCCAAAAUCCUUUUGAGGAGGAGGGGGGAAGGGGGGGGAGGAUGGUGA